Suillus paluster is the source of this 786-nucleotide messenger RNA. RefSeq lists its product as uncharacterized. The transcript is spliced from 2 exons. Bases 1 to 786 code for a protein of 261 amino acids. Lineage: Eukaryota; Fungi; Basidiomycota; Agaricomycetes; Boletales; Suillaceae. The record is from RefSeq and is a predicted model, not a curated record.
AUGGGCCGCAGAGCAAAAUACCUCACUCUAGAUGACAAAAUGGCUGCGUUGCGACAGCAGAAAGCAGCAUAUUCGCGAACCGAACGGGGAAAAGCAGCACGACAAGCUCAAAAUGCUCGUGCUUAUAUGAAACAUCACAGACGACGAGGUACAACUAAAUCAGCAGAAUCUGAAUCAGUACCACAGUCUUCACCUAAAUCUUCACCUGCACCUGCACCUGCACCUUUACCUGCACCCGAGCCUAAACCCAAACCCAAACCCUCCCCUACUGUAACGACCACUCCCCCACCCCCAUCUCCCCUCCCAAGCAGCAUACUCACUCUCGCCAACCUCCCCCUCCCAAACUCCUUCCUCUUCCACCAAGCCCUCAGAGGUUCCCACCUAAUCGACGAAUCCGACCUCCCCCAAUGGGACAAACCACCUCCCUACACUAGCACACCGCCCCCCGACACACCCGCCGAAGCGCAGUUUACGAGGAACCUUGUUGAUGUGAUGCAUGGACGGAGGUUGCGUUUGGAGAGGGAGGGUGUUGUGGUGCGUGGGCGGAAGUUUGAGAUUGGGGAGAUUGGGGCUGGGCGUGGGGCGUUGAGGGAGGUGGAGAGGAGGCUUUUGGAUGAGUGGGAAUGGGGUAAGGAGUUUGUGAAGAGUGGGGAUAUUUGUGAGAGACAUAGGAUUAUGGCGGAGUGUUGGAGGCAGUGGCAGGCGAGAAGGAUAUUUAGGUAUCGGCAGGAGGCAGAUUCAUUGGAUGCUGGGCGAAAUCCGUAUUUAUGUGUAGAUCAAGUGUAA